Oryza sativa Japonica Group (Japanese rice) is the source of this 2971-nucleotide messenger RNA. NCBI's taxonomy places the organism in Eukaryota, Viridiplantae, Streptophyta, Magnoliopsida, Poales, Poaceae. The record is from RefSeq and is a predicted model, not a curated record.
AUGGAUUAUCGAACUGGAAGCUCAAGUGCUAGUGCUAGUGCAUCUAGCCAUCCUAGUGGUAGUCCGGCUCCUAAUUCUGCUACUGAUUUAUCAAGAGGAACUAGUGGUCCAGCAAGGGCAAGCAACCUCUUGAAUGCUUGCCGUGUGAUUCCUCCCAAUGACAAUGAAAACAAGCCAUUGUGGAGGUAUGUUGAGUUAAUGGAGAAAACAGGUAAAGGCCAGGGAGGGAAUGUAAGGUUUAGAUGCAGGCUUUGUGGUAAUAUUAUGCAUGGGAGCUACUCAAGAGUUAAAGCACAUCUCUUGAAGGUGGGAUCUAAUGGUGUAGCUCCCUGUCCAAAGGUAACAAUCGAUGUUCUUAGUCAACUUCAUGAUGAAAUGGCUAGAGCUGCAGCAGUUGCUGAAAGGAACUUGCCUAAGGACAUCCCACUGCCAGCAGAGGGCGCGAGUAGGGGGAAGAGAAGGGCUGUUUCAGCUAUUGAGUCUAGCUUCAAUUCAGAUACUCGUUCCAACCUUGAUGCUUUGAUUGCGAGAAUGUUCUACACAGCAGGCAUUCCUUUCAAUGUUGCAAGAAACCCAUAUUUCAGGAAGGCUUUUAUGUUUGCUUGCAACAAUGCGCUUGGGGGCUAUUCCCCUCCAAGUUACAACAAGCUACGAACUACUCUUCUUGUUCAAGAGAAGACACAUGUUGAGCGGUUGUUAAAUCCCCUUAAGUCGACAUGGCCUGUAAAAGGUGUGAGCAUUGUGUCCGAUGGGUGGUCUGAUGCUCAAAGGCGCCCACUCUUGAAUUUUCUAGCAGUGACAGAAGAUGGGCCAAUGUUUUUAAGAGCAAUCAACACUGAAGGAGAAAUUAAGAGGAAGGAAUAUAUUGCUGAGAAGAUGAUUGCAGUCAUUGAGGAUGUUGGACCAAAGAAUGUGGUACAGGUUAUCACUGACAAUGCAGCUAAUUGCAGGGCUGCUGGGUUGAUAGUUGAACAGAGGUACAGCCACAUUUUUUGGACGCCGUGUGUUGUCCAUACCUUGAACCUGGCCUUGAAGAACAUAUGUGCAGCCAAGAGUUCAAGUGGGGAUGCUUAUGAAGAAUUUCAGUGGAUCACUGAGGUAGCAGCAGAUUCUUCUUUCAUAAAAAACUUCAUCAUGAACCACUCAAUGAGGCUCUCCAUGUUCAAUGAGUUCAGUAAGCUAAAAUUUCUUGCCAUUGUUGAUACAAGAUUUGCUUCUACCAUUGUAAUGUUAAAGAGGGAAGACAAUCAAGUUCAAGCACAGCAAGUCAAAGAGAAGGUUCUAAAUGAUGUGUGGUGGGAUAAGGUGCAGUAUAUCCUAGAUUUCACUGAUCCUAUCUAUUCCAUGAUUCGUGCAGCUGACACCGACAAACCUUGCCUCCAUUUGGUUUAUGAGAUGUGGGAUUCAAUGAUAGAUAAGGUGAAAAAAAUAGUUUAUCGUCAUGAAGGGAAAGAACUAAAUGAGCAUUCCUCCUUUUUCUUUCAUGUGCAAGAGAUCUUGUACUCUCGAUGGGCAAAAAGUAAUACCCCCCUGCAUUGCUUGGCACACUCACUGAACCCCAAGUACUACUGCGAAAGCUGGUUGGCUGAGGUUCCAACCCGUGAAGCUCCUCACAUGGAUGCAGAAAUUUCAGAAAUGAGAAACAAAUGCUUCAGAAGGUAUUUUGCUGGUGAUGAAUUAAGGAAGAUCAAGCAGCAGUUUGCAGAUUUCUCGCUGUUUGGAAAUGGGUUUAAUUCCUUUGACUCAAUCAAGGAUAGAGCUCAUUUGGAUGCAAAGCAAUGGUGGGGAAUUUAUGGUAACUCUGCCCCUGAGUUAAAAAAAUUGGCGCUAAAAUUACUUGGACAACCAACAUCAUCAUCUUGUGCUGAAAGAAAUUGGAGCACCUAUGGUUUGAUCCAUAAUUCAAUGAGAAACAAGCUAAACCCUGGACGUGCUGAAGAUUUGGUGUUUGUGCACCAGAAUUUGCGUCUUCUUUCCAGGAAAUCUGAAGAGUACUGUACUGGUCCAUCAAGAAUGUGGGAUGUUGGAGGAGACAGCUUUGAGAUGUUCGAGGGUGGUGCUGAUUUUCUUCAAGAAGCUGCUCUUUCACUUGAUGAGCCUGACCUUGAGAGGGUGCUAGAAGAUCUUGGUGCAUUGGAUCUGUCUGCUGAUGCUGAACCUUCAGCCACUUCAGUUACCAUGAUUGAUACAAGCAGCAAUUAAAUUGAUCUACCUAUCUAGUUAUUAUUGAAUUGAACUUAGAGUACUGAACAAGUUUAUCGGUCUAUCCUAAUUAUUCUAUUUGUGGCUGUGAACUUGUUAUUUAUAAACUAGUUGUGUGCCCGUGCCCUGUGGGCUGGAUGUGAACUUCUAUGGUCAUUGCGAGUUUGGAUGUACCGUUGAACUAUUAAUUUGUGGUCUAUGCACUAUUUGUGGUCUAGCACUUAUUCACAAUCUAUUUUUGCCCUGUUCAAUUUACUACUUUUCUGUAUUUUUAAUUUAUAUAUAUAUAUAUAUUAGCGUAUCCCCGUAUCCUCAAUUUUUGGAAAAUGUCGUAUCCCCGUGUCGCCGUGUCGCGUAUCCGUGUCCGUAUCCCCGUAUCGGGGUAACAUAGUAGAUAGAUACUGAACAUGGUUACAUGGAAAAAUGAUGCUUACAUUGCCUCCAGAUAGCUUCAUUCAGAUCGAGCAGAAACGCUUUGCAUUCUCUGCAACGAUGCUGUCAAGUAAUGACUCGCAUGCGUCUUCCAGCAGAUCCAGCACCAGAAAAACAUUGUGCAACGAUAGCUGUCCCCUCCCUCCCCGCCGCCUGCCUUCUCUUUCCCCACCGCCGCCGCCCUCUCGCGCGCCGGCCGCCGCCUGCCUUCUCUUUCCCCGUCGCCGCCUGCACUACGACGCCUGGCCGACGGACUGGUUGGUGGGGAUGGCGGCGAGGGACGGCGCGGCGCUGAAGCCGGUGCUGAGCGGGUUGUCGAUGAAGCCGGUGCCGAGCG